Molecule: messenger RNA, 2711 nt
Organism: Ctenopharyngodon idella (grass carp)
Lineage: Eukaryota; Metazoa; Chordata; Actinopteri; Cypriniformes; Xenocyprididae
Product: histone H4-like
Biological process (GO): nucleosome assembly
Cellular component (GO): nucleosome
Molecular function (GO): DNA binding; protein heterodimerization activity; structural constituent of chromatin
Source: RefSeq, a predicted model, not a curated record
UUUUUUUUUUUUUUCUCACAGCAUUGAACACAUAUCCAAAUCUUUAAACUACAUGCACAAAACCCAUUUCUUCUGGCAAAAUCAAAGUCGCUUCAAAAUCAUUUCACUUGUUCUCAAAAUAAAACAAUGCUUUCAGAUCAAACACACAUCAAUCAGUAUAUAAACACUACAGAUCUUUCAUUAGACUUUAAAUAAUCAGCAUCCAUAGCAUCUAGUUACACAAAAAAAUGUGUAUUGUAUACAGUAAACAAAAAAACAGUGAUCAUGUAUAGGUGCUUGCCACUUAUUUUUUAUCUUCAGUCUUCAAUCUUCAAAAAAAAAAACCCAUACAGUUGGCUACUUUCCAACUUUUGAAUUAGCUCAUCCAGUUUUUAUCAAAUCGUCUAGCUACUCACAAUAGCGGCAUGGUCUGUUUUGUAACUUUUAUGGCCUUUUGAAAGCCAGAGAAGAAAUGGCUAUUAUGCAGCAAAUUCAGCUAAGGUGAGACCUACAGUAUGAAUCACAGAGGCCUGAAAUCAAUUAUAUAUUCUGCAAGCAUAUCUUAUUUAAUAAAUACACUAUACUGUCAAUCUAGACUAGCACAUUUCAUUGUCAUUCAGUAUCUCUGUACAUUAUAUGACGAUCUUAUAUAAUGAAUCUUAACCCUCUAUGGUACGGUGUUGCCUCCAGGCAACAUGGUCUAUUAUAGUUUGUUUUUAAUAAAAAAAGGCACCAAUUGAUUGAUCAAACAUAUCUCAGGACAGAAUAACUCAAAUACUAAUCAAUGAAAGUGCAAAAAAGACCAAAACAUGACCAACAGGGGUCCAUUUUGUGUCCUGUUUCAGCACUUGUGCACGUCACAUGGCUCCAUAUUUUCUCCAUUGAAAAGUGCUUAUUUCACUUGUUUGUAUCCAUUUAAUCACCCACAAAAAAUAUGAGUCACCUUCACUGGCAAGUAAAGAAGUAUUUUCAAGAACUUUACAUUAUAUAUCAUCAAAUGUUUUAGAGAAAAUAACAAAAUACUGUGUGUUGCCUCAAGGCAACAUUGUACCAUAAUGGAAUCACAUGAGGCCAUACAGGCAUAAUAGGUUUGAAUAUAAAUGUAUUAUAUUUGUAAGGAAAAGAGUGAGAAUUAUCUAAAUAUAUUUGCAUUUUCACAUGAUUUUGUAAUGCACUUAUAAGAAUAGUAAUUCAUAUACUAUAUCUGCAUAUAUUAUGAUAUGCACAUUUUCUAUAUCACUUCAAGGAGGUAUAAAACACAUGCAGCACUGGCAGUUGAUGAGGGGUCAUACUGUGAUGAGGAAGAUAAAAUCAUAGUGACAAUUCGUCAGGGAGAGAGUGAGGGUGAGAGAGAAGAUGGAGAUGAGGAUGAAGAUGGAUAUGAUAACUUGAUAUAAUAACAUAAUAUGAUGGUUUGGUAAUACUUGUGUUCCACUAUGGUACAAUGUUGCCUGAGGACAACAGCUGGAUAUAAAAUGUUACUUUUUAUUAAAUAUGAAACUUUUAAUACAUUAAAAACUGGAUAAAUUUGUUUGUUCAAGUGUCUAGUUAAAGAAAUUGAUGUUUUCAAUAAAUAUAUCUUUUUUCUACAUGAAAAUGCCAAAUGUUUCAAUUUUUCCAUUGUGGUACAAAGUUGCAUCGAGGCAACAAACUUACAAGAAAUAAAUAAAUUAAAAAUGUAUGAAAAUGUUUAUUGAUUUUGUUAAAGUGUCCAAUUUUGAGCAGGGAAAACAACACAAAUAAUUUUUUCCUCGUUGAUAUAUUGCAUACUAUUAGAGGGUUAAGGGGAGGGGCGUGUUGCGCCUUGUGACGCAGGGUUGGUUUCUGUCAGGUCCUGUAAGCAAUUGUAAAAGGUUUCCUGGUAACACUCGUCCUCCAUUCUUUGUCAUUGUUUCAUAGAGUUGUAUUAAACAUGUCUGGAAGAGGCAAAGGCGGUAAAGGGCUCGGAAAAGGAGGCGCCAAGCGUCACCGUAAAGUUUUGCGCGAUAACAUCCAGGGAAUCACCAAACCCGCCAUUCGUCGUCUCGCUCGCCGUGGCGGUGUCAAGCGCAUCUCCGGUCUGAUCUACGAGGAGACCCGCGGAGUGUUGAAGGUGUUUUUGGAAAACGUUAUCCGCGAUGCCGUCACCUACACCGAGCACGCCAAGAGAAAGACCGUGACCGCCAUGGAUGUUGUGUACGCGCUGAAGCGACAGGGACGCACUCUGUACGGCUUUGGAGGUUAAACGACUGAGAUCAGCAAAACUACAGCAACCCAACGGCUCUUUUAAGAGCCACCCACACUGUUACAUAAAGAGUUAAUGAAAGUUAAAUCUUAAAAUGCUUCGCUUUUAAAAUAGAAAUUGAACAUCACCUAUGAGUUUAGUAAUAACGCCACAGUAGUGUAUGGGGAUUAUCAGUACCUUUUCAUAUCCUUUUCAAUUAUUUUUUUUUUUCUUCCAGUGCUAGACAAAUUAUUCAUUUAAAUAGAUGCAUAUAAAAUCUCGACUUUAGUCUUCAAAUAUUAACUUCCAAAUCGUGUACUUUUCUGCUUGUUAAAGUACUUCAAAACUUGAGCUCAUUAGUAACUUCCUACAUCAUGAGAAAUUACAUAUUAAUGGCAAUCAAGUUUGUGUUUACAGAGCAUGUGAUAUAAGGUUCAUUACUGUAGACCGGAGUAUUUGGGCCUAGUUAAGUCAAUUUCUGAUUCAUAUUUUUAAUAGUCUGUGCUAAUAAAACAUUAUUUUAGUGAAA